AUGCAGUAUUACCCAUUUUCACCUGACUACCUCAAAGCUAACCAACAGCCUAUCUGGCAUCAAGCCAAUUCUAUUAGCUACACGAAUAUCUACUGUCUUAAUUUAACUCCUCCUGCAGGUCUCACAGAAGGCUGUCUGCGUACCUUUGCUCUCCGCAUCCGCACAGUCCACCUCCCCCCAGGGGAUACUCUCAUCCACGCAGGAGGCCUUCUCACUUGCCUGUACUUCGUGGAGCAGGGCAGUCUGGAGGUGCUUGACCCGCAGGACGGAGCCAUCCUUGCGGUCCUUUCAAAGGGCGAUUUUUUUGGGGGUCUUCCACCUCUCCAAGAACAACCGCAGCACUCACUGUCAACGAUGGCCCGCGGCCUCAUCGCCGCCAAGUCCCGCUUCAUCGUACGCGCCCUGACCUAUUGUGACUUGCACUAUGUGGAGCAAGAGGAGUUGGCCGGUCUGUUGCACAACUAUCCCGAGCUGAUUGACAAUCUGGUGGCGCAUUUUGAGCUCACUAUGCCACUGGCGGGGAUCGGAAAGUAUCUUACGGAGGCGGACCUCUUCUGCCUCUCACGGGACCAGAAGCAACAACAAGACCAGCAGCAGCUACACUCGCCACAUGGUGGCACUUCUCCGGUCUGCUUGCACAAGACGACCUCCUCGUCCUGCGUUUUCACAGAGACGCCACUGUUGCAAGUACCUCCGCGAGCACAAAUGCAAUCGCGUGCGCGUCUGCCCGACACGUGGCUGGGCGAUCAUCGGCGUCGGAAGCUCUGCUCCUGGGAGUUGGAGCGUCUUCAGCGCCUUCUUGAGCACUCCGCCACCGCGAUGGUUGCUGAUUCCGCUUCUGCUCCUAAUACUGAUGGAGAUGGUGGCGGUGGUAUUGACUCUUUCGCCUCGCCCACUGCUACCACCACCACCACUACGGCCUCGCCUCCACCUUCCCAUAUGGACUUGGAGGAGCGACUAUCCGCUCAAAUGGCUCAGCGGUUCAACAAGAUGGAGAUAGGAUUGAAAGCUGAUUUUCCGAUAUUCCGCGUCUUCGCUUCGUCUACCGCCAAUCUCUCGCCCUUUACUGCUUGGCACAUGCACAAAACUGAAAAUGGGGCAUUUCAGCCACAAUCACCACGUGGCAGUGGUCACCAACGCCUAAUGUGUCACAUGGGGCACGGGGUUUGGAAUCUGCUAGAACUGGAGGAGAAGAUGACCACGACAUUCGUCUCGCUACUGAGCCAUCUUCAAUGCCUCCAAACUCCUCUACGUCCCGGUGUGGACGCUUCAACAAUGACAGAGAUGAAGGAAAGUGGGGAUGAGGAAGAGAUGGAGGUGAAUACCUCUCUCCUCCUAGUUAUCUCCACACCCAACAAGGCGCAUUGGAAAACCGAUAUGUCUGCUGUCGCGAAACCACGUGCUGUCUCCGAAGAAGAGUUGCGCACUUGGGGCGCCAGGAUUCGUGACCCCUCGGCGCCCCUCGUGGAGCGCGCUCAUGCAAUGUGGGGUCUACGCCACGCGCGGGAGCCCCUUGCCACAAGUCUAUUAGCUGCCUACGUGACUGAGGUCUUUCCACCUGAACCGGCCUCUAACGCCUUGCUGCAACACGAGGCUGCUUACUGUCUGGGUCAGCGGGGCGACCUCUCGGCUGUCACCGAUCUUGAGGCCGCACUGAGAGAUUCUCGCCACGAGCCCAUUGUGCGUCAUGAGGCUGCAGAGGGCCUAGCCGCUCUUGCCUCUGCACCCGGAGUGGAUGUGGAGCAUAUCAAGAGAGUGCUGACGGAGUUUCGUGACAUUGACAUCGUUGCGGUCGCUGAGACAUGCGAAGUCGGUCUGGGUCGCAUUGCCUGGCUUCAGAGGCCCAACAAGACACCCGACCCUGCAGCAGUGCUUGCCGAGGCAGAGUUUCCUAACACCAUCGAUCCCUCGCCCGCCUUUGAUCCUGACGCCACACCCAGUAUGGCAGAGCUACGUCGCAUCCUUCUCUCUCCCUCGUCUUCCCUCUUUGCUCGUUACCAGGCUCUCUUCUCCCUGCGCAACGCUGCUGUAGUCUCCACUAACGACUCUACUUCAUCAAAACAUUUCUCCGAGGUCGUGGAAGCCCUCUCGGAGGCGCUGGCAGCUCCGGGCUCCGCAUUGCUUCGUCACGAGGUGGCUUUCAUCCUCGGACAGCUUAGCAUUGCUCAAACCGGAGACGCGUUGAUUGAACGACUGAAUGACCAACAGGAGGCCCCCAUGUUGGGGGAGGUGGCGGGAUCCGCCGAGGCUGGGGAAGGUGAUUGUGAUGCGAACAGUCUAAGCGUGAGAGCACGUCAAGCCCUACUCGCGGGGUGUAAGGACCCCGAACCGGUUGUGCGGGAUUCCUGUGCUCUGGCUCUUGACAUGGCCGACUAUGUGGCCUCAAAUGAUCGAUUCCAAUUUGCUGAGAUCUUCGCAGAUUUAACCAUCCACAGAACCGGUGAAAUCCAGGUUUGCGUUCUUGUGGAGAGCUUAAGUCUGGACGGACUCCAGUCUGCAGAGUCCACACCACCAACGGCAUCAGCCCGGCGCUCCUCUUGGUCAGCCUCCCGCCUUGGCAAUCACAACGUGCCAGCUAGUAGUGAGGUAGAGGCGGUAUCUCGUGUUCACUUCGGUGACAUCGUCAAUCAGGUACCGUAG
Echinococcus granulosus is the source of this 2640-nucleotide messenger RNA. Its product is annotated as Deoxyhypusine hydroxylase. The coding region runs from base 1 to 2640 and encodes 879 amino acids. Gene Ontology annotation, molecular function: oxidoreductase activity. NCBI's taxonomy places the organism in Eukaryota, Metazoa, Platyhelminthes, Cestoda, Cyclophyllidea, Taeniidae. The transcript is spliced from 12 exons. The record is from RefSeq and is a predicted model, not a curated record.